AAAUAGCAGAUCAGCGCAGUGUGUGACUGUCCGCCGUGAGAGAUGGGAGACCUCCAGUCCUUGCGAGUCUUUAUCAACUGUCUGGAUCAGCAGUCUCUGCCCCGCGUCCUACAGGUCUGCUCUGGGGUUUAUUUCCAGGGGUCCGUAUAUGAGCUUUCGGGAAGUGAAGUGUGUUUAUCUACUGGAGAUUUGGCGAAGAUCAUUGGCUUACAGCUCCUGUCUGUAUCUUGUGAGGAGAUUGACACUGGAGCUUCAUAUGAAUUGCCUACUGACUAUUCAGGCCAAUUCAGACUCGUCGCUGAGGAACUCCCGUACAAUACAAUAGAGGAAAUUGUGGGUCUGUGUCCUGUUGGAGUGGACGCCUGUGGCUCCUUCAUCUUCACAAGCAGCGAGGAGUUGACUAUAGACAACUUCACAGUCCCUGCAGGAACAAAGUUGACCCUGGUUUCAGUGGAGGCCGCUGACGAUGGAGAAAGUCUUGCACGGUGUCAUGUGGUGGGGCAGAACAAGGCGUCUGCAGAGAUACUCCUUCCUCUAUCCCUCAAAGGAGAGUUUUAUGAGUACGAAAGUGACCGGGGUUUCACUCUACAGGAAAUCAUGUCAUCAGCCAGGCUGAGCUGCCGCCGCUUCCGCAGCACAAAUAUGAAGAACUGUGGCGCCUUGAUGGUUUUCAGCCCGGUGUAUGAAAUUAGCGCCAUUAUGCAUAUGAGGAAGAACGUGGUCAAGUUCCCCUCCAGCCUGGAGGUGGAUGUCCAGGACGUGACAGAAGAGUUCCAGGAUUUAGUGUUCAUAACUCCUCUAUCACUGACUGAAGUUGCAAGUCAGUCAAAGGAGUCCUUCCCCACUAUGGCAGAGAUCCUUGAUAGCCCAGAAGGCGAUCAGUUUUUUAAUAGCAGCUGGUUCAAAGAACUGCAAAGUGGAAGGCAACUCGUGUUGCAUGAGUGUGGCCACACAACAUUUAUAUUAGCCUCGACUCCAAAGGGAAAGAAGGGAAAACAGUACUACUUCAUCUCAGAGAGGUAUGGUGGACGAAUGAGAAGAAGGGCCCGGGAAUUCGGAUCAGUGUACGAGCUAUACUUGGGAUCCUCUCAGUCUCCAGGUUUGAAGGUUAGUGUGACUAGGCACUGCGAGGCGGAAGAGGAAGAGGGAAUUCCUGCGCUCAGCGUUGGCGAGCAGCUAGAAGUGUUAAGGUUGGAUAGGCCCAAGGAUAAAUCUGGAGCUGCUCAGAAAGCAGAAAGUCUAAUUUGUAAACGUACUAUGGAAGUGGAUGACGAGGAUGAUGAAGAAGAUGAGGAAGACGACAGUGAGGAACUCUCUCUGCCACUGUUUAUGGCAGGUCACUUUGUGGAAAAGCUUUCAGACAACAAGAAGUAUAAGCUAACUGAUUUAAUGAGCAGCUCUUUUCCUCUGGAUGUCAAAGUGGUGACUCGGGAUAAAGACCUAGAAAAAGAUCCCCUAAUGGGGUUAACAGCACUUAAGCUUGAGGAGACUUUCACAGAGACCAUAGUAUUGGCAAGCCUAUCCAAUAAACCAGAUUGGUGUUUUGAGUUGCCAGUAAAUUGGUUAAAAAUGUCUCUCUGUUUCACCUCUGAUCAUCUGCCGUGGUCCAGUGAUGAACCCCCAGACCUUCAUAUAGAGACGGUCACUGAGGUGACAGAGAAAUUCUACUAUGAAUAUCACAAACGCAUAAGCAAAACUGAGGAACCCCCUCCUCGUCCACCAAAGCGGAAACCAUCCAAUCCAAAAGCACCUAAGAAGCCCCCCAAGUGUAAAAAUAUAUUACCAAAAGUAAGGAGCAAUGUGACCGAACAACUGGACGACCUCUCGCUUCAUCAGACAAAGGGUAAACGGGCCCCUGCACCACCUCCGCCAGAUGAUAAUCCAGACCAGCCCCCUCCACUCUUGCCUAGGAAAAGCAUAUCAAUAGCAGAGAGCGUCAGCAUGCCCAAUAUGUACGUGACAGGUCCCACGAACGCACGAAAUGCAGCAAGGAGACUCUCUGACUCUGACCACGACUACGAGUCUAUCGAGGACACAUUUAAAAAUCCCCAUGAAAGCAUUUUCUAUUAGAACAAGGACACUUUGUAUUCAUGUUAAAUGAAAACAGCUACUGUGUCUUCAUAACAAGAAGUGUAAAAACUCAAAGAAAUCAUACAAAGCACCAGCCAAUAUGGAGACUCCACAGCACAAAUAUGAAAUACUUUUCUAUGCAUCUAAAUACUCAAAGUUGUGCCAAUGCAAGCUUUAAGAAAUAUACACUUUAAUGUAAAUUAGGCAAUGUCGUUUGUACUGCUUAUUCCUUAGUACAUGCUGAAAUGUAAAGAACAGAAUUAAGUUUGUAAAUGUGUAUGCUUUUAAUAAAAAAAUACCAAAAA
Messenger RNA from Rhinichthys klamathensis goyatoka, 2375 nucleotides. It is a transcript of the gene themis2, whose product is annotated as thymocyte selection associated family member 2. Lineage: Eukaryota; Metazoa; Chordata; Actinopteri; Cypriniformes; Leuciscidae. Bases 43 to 2070 code for a protein of 675 amino acids. The transcript is spliced from 6 exons. Gene Ontology annotation, biological process: T cell receptor signaling pathway. The record is from RefSeq and is a predicted model, not a curated record.